GGUUGAUCGUGAAGAUUUUCUUUAAAAAAAUGUAAAAAAAAAACAUUGAUGAUUGUGUGAUGCCUAAAUGGAGGAAUUUUUAAAUUAAGUAUAAAUAAUAUUUUUCAACUUAUGUUGGAAAAACAUAAGAUCUUGAUAUAAUGUAAAUUAAUGAAUAUAUGGAUUCGAUAUGUUUGUAAAAGACCCCUGUGGAAUUAUUUGUAUAAUUGUCACAUACCUAGCAGUACUUUACGCGGAUUAUGUGAUAAUAAAAUGGGUAAUUUUGCAAACAAUGCGAAAUAGUUUAUGGGGUCCGUUACACGUUCUAGUUUUCAAUACUGUUAUAUUUUUACUUUCAUUUGCUCAUUUACGGGCAGUUUUAUCGGACCCCGGAACUGUUCCAUUACCACAGUCACGAUUAGACUUCUCAGAUAUUCAUUCCGGCGAAUUAGGCAAAGAAGAUUGGACAGUGUGUACUAGAUGUGAAACAUAUAGGCCACCACGAGCCCAUCAUUGUAGAAUAUGUAAUCGAUGCGUAAAACGUAUGGAUCAUCAUUGUCCAUGGAUAAAUAAUUGUGUUGGUGAACGUAAUCAAAAAUUUUUCUUACAAUUCCUAAUAUACGUGGGGAUACUUGCAAUAUAUUCUAUUACCCUAGUAGCUUUAUCUUGGAUUCGUGAGUGUCCUGGAUGCGAUGAGGAAAUUAAUAUAAAGCAAGCUAGAGUUCUCCAUUCGGUGGUUUUAUUAUUGGAGAGUGCAUUAUUUGGAAUGUUUGUGUCAGCAAUACUUGUUGAUCAAAUGCAAGCCAUUUUGGGUGAUGAAACUGCUGUAGAACAAGUACAACAUCAAGGACCAUAUCGUAAACAUAGGCCUCGUUUAGCUCUAUUGAGUGAAGUUUGUGGUCGUACUCAUCCCUUUUGGUGGCUGUUGCCAUUUUCAAAUUCCAAUAUUAAAUUAGAUACUCCACUUCUAAGUCAUGACGUAUAAUUAUUUAUUUUAAAGUUAUCUUUUUUAAAACAAAUUAUAUUUGGGCUUUUAAAACAAUUGAUAUUUUAGUAUUAAAUUAUC
Messenger RNA from Chrysoperla carnea, 1045 nucleotides. It is a transcript of the gene Dnz1, whose product is annotated as palmitoyltransferase ZDHHC3. Lineage: Eukaryota; Metazoa; Arthropoda; Insecta; Neuroptera; Chrysopidae. The transcript is spliced from 4 exons. The record is from RefSeq and is a predicted model, not a curated record. Gene Ontology annotation, biological process: peptidyl-L-cysteine S-palmitoylation; protein targeting to membrane. Bases 170 to 964 code for a protein of 264 amino acids. Gene Ontology annotation, cellular component: Golgi apparatus; endoplasmic reticulum. Gene Ontology annotation, molecular function: protein-cysteine S-palmitoyltransferase activity.